This is a messenger RNA of Rhinolophus ferrumequinum (greater horseshoe bat), 3421 nucleotides long. RefSeq names its product SUB1 regulator of transcription (gene SUB1). Gene Ontology annotation, cellular component: nucleus; transcription regulator complex. Lineage: Eukaryota; Metazoa; Chordata; Mammalia; Chiroptera; Rhinolophidae. Bases 119 to 502 code for a protein of 127 amino acids. Gene Ontology annotation, biological process: positive regulation of transcription initiation by RNA polymerase II. Gene Ontology annotation, molecular function: DNA binding; transcription coactivator activity. The record is from RefSeq and is a predicted model, not a curated record. The transcript is spliced from 5 exons.
CGCCCCAUCACGUGUUUCAGAGGGGGCGGAGCCGGCGUCUCUUGACUUCCGUCACGUCCGGUUGUCUGUCAGUCGCGAGCGAGCGAGCACUAGGUUGUUAGACUGCAGGAACGGAGCAAUGCCUAAAUCAAAGGAACUUGUUUCUUCAAGCUCUUCUGGCAGCGAUUCUGACAGUGAAGUUGACAAAAAGUUAAAGAGGAAAAAGCAAGUUACUCCAGAAAAACCUGUAAAGAAGCAAAAAACUGGUGAAACUUCAAGAGCCCUGGCAUCUUCUAAGCAGAGUAGCAGCAGCAGAGAUGAUAACAUGUUUCAGAUUGGAAAGAUGAGGUACGUCAGCGUUCGAGACUUUAAAGGGAAAGUCCUAAUUGAUAUUAGAGAAUAUUGGAUGGAUCCAGAAGGUGAAAUGAAACCAGGAAGAAAAGGUAUUUCUUUAAAUCCUGAGCAGUGGAGCCAGCUGAAGGAACAGAUUUCUGACAUUGAUGAUGCAGUAAGAAAACUGUAAAAUCAGAGCCAUAUAAAACCUAUGUUCUAGUUGUUUUAAUCUGUCUUUUUACAUUGGCUUUUGUUUUCUAAACGUUGUUUUCCAAGCUAUUGUAUAUUUGGAUUGCAGAAGACUUUGUAAGAAUACUUUUUUUUUUAAUGUUCAUUAUUAAAAAUGUUCUGAAUGAAACUAAUUGUCAACUUUAUUAAGGAAGAUUUCUUUGUGCCCACCACCUAGUGUAAAAUAAAAUCAAGUAAUACAAUCUUAACUGUUGUGGCCUUCUUUGAUUAGAAGAGUUGAUACUGUUUAAGGCCAAAAGUUAUCAGUUUAUAGACACUUAAUUUCAACUUGGCUUUUACAUUCAAAAGGAUUUGUAUUGUACUGAAUUUAUAAACUUUUGAUUUGUGAAAUCCAUGGUUGAUCUGUUUUCUUCCAAACAAAUGUCUAGACUUUGAUUUUUCUACCCCAGUGAUAUUUUUUACUUUCUCCUUUUUAUCUUUAUUUUCCUUUAAUAACUUGUCAUGUUCAGUUGUCAUUUCACUUUUUACUCUUUUUCUUGAAUAUAUUAUGCUAAUCUGGAAAGUCAGUGCAACUGUCGAAAUGUUAGAUAUCUCAAUAAGGUACUUGUAAUUAAAAUAUUAUACAAGGACUACAAUCACUAAUUCUACUGUAUUAAAUAUUAGGAGAUAUAGUUUGAUAAACAACAUGGCUUUUAUGAAAACUCUGAGCAAGUAAGUGUAUGUUAUUACCUGUAGUGUUCUGUGUAGUUGUUAUCUUAUUGCUUGGUCUGCAGAAAAUAAUGACUUAAGAUGUCUGAUUUGCUUUCACUUAUUAAACAUGUUCACCAUAGGACGAUGUCUAUGAAAUCAGAUAUUGUUAAAUUAGACUAGGAUUUAAUAAAAAUUGUGAAAGCUUACUGGCCUAACAUUUAUUUUAUAACAUUGAGUAUGGAUUAUAUAUAGCUAGAGAUACCACUGAGUUUACUGUCACAGGUAAUGUGCUCAGCUUGUAGGGGAGAAAAGCAUAUACUUUUUUGGCCUCUGAUUCAGUAGACUUGGUUCUUUGGCAGUUUAUCUACUGGACUUAAAUGUUACUAAGUUUUAGCAGGCACUCUGAAAUGAUUUUCAUUGAACCAUAAAGACAAAGACAGAUAGAGGCACAGACUUCAGGGGCUUUGCAGCAAUAAGGAGGGCGUGGUGUGCCUUAGGAAAAGAAUGUUUGUAAGGGAGCUGUCACUGAAGUUAAGAUAGUGAAGACAAAGGGAUUAUCUUCAAACUAAAUGAUAACAUGAUAUUUUGAUCACAUUGAUAGGACACAAUUCUAGAUAGAAUAGUAACAAGGUUUAAAGACGUGUAAAAAAAUCUUGUUGACAAAUUAUUUUUGGUAGCUGAUGUCAAAUGGUUACUGCCACAUCAGAGAGUUGCACUAUAUAUUUCAAGUUUUAUUACUAUGUCUAGAACAGUUUUAUAGUAGAAUUGUCAAAGAGUUGCUUUUGAAACCAUCUGCCAGGCCACAUACAGUUAUCAAUAUUUAGCAGCUAUUCUGUUUUAAGAGAUUUUUUACAUUUUUUUAAAAAGAUGAUUUUAAGUGUUUUUAGCAGUAACCCUAAUAGGUGUAUAAUUGGGGAAAUAAAUUCUCUUCUGCUAUUUUAGCCUUCAUCAAAUAAUAGGUACCAAAGUGUUCAAAAUAACAUAUUUUAGACAAAUUAUACUUGAUUGGUAACUUUCCCCGUUUUGGAAACCUAUGUGUCCUAUAAAUUGGGGAGAUUUGUAAAGUAUUCCUUAUCUAUACAGGAAGGGUAGUUAGAACGUAGAACUUUGAUUUUGGUGUAGAUGGAGAGGGGAUAAUGGUUACAUUUCCUAGGUGUAUAUGAAUUUAAGGGGUGUAUGCAGUUUGAAACAGUCUGCUAAUACAGAGAUGGUGCUGAAAUCUAUUACCUACGCAUUUUCUAGCUGUUUAGCUUAUGUCAUUAAACCUUCAUAUAAGGAGUGUUUCUCUGGCCAGAAUUUGGUAAGUUGGCGGCUAAAUUCAUUUAAACACAUUAUGGAUAUGCAAUAUAUAGAAAUUAUUAAUCUUUGUGUAUAGGAAAGGAUGAGAACUGGGUUAAAAUCAACCAAAUUAACUUGGACUGAAAAGAAAAGAUUGGGUGCUUUUGUUAAUCUGUUUAAGCUUUUCUUGGUAAGAUUUCUUCAGAAAGAAAGCUUGGCAUUUUGGGUCAGCCCUUUCUACCCUUGUAAUGCCAAAAUGAAUUUAAUUAAUGCCAGCCUUGAAUGUACUCUAGCAGGGCUUUUCUAACGGGGUUUUAUUUACUCUUUGUCUUUCAAAGUACAAGCAGCAUUUGACUAAUUUCCAGUGCCCUUGGCAUUUUAUUAAAAGAACAACCACUGAAAAAGAAAAACUAUAUAAUUUGGUUAUUCUCUUUUGCUUCAUAAAUGCUUGAGAACUUUUGAAGAAUAAUCCUACCUCAUUAACUAGUCAAGAUCCUGUGAUGAUCAACCUAUUCUAUAUAAUGGUUUUGGGGGAAAAAAGACUUACAAAAAUAAAAACUAUGUACAUCUUGGCCUUGGCUAUUGAGAAAAGAAAAAGAAUUGAGAAUUAAUUGUUGCUGGCAGAGAUAUGUUAGAAGAGUACUAUAUAAGUGAAAUAUUAAAGUGUUGGCUAAUCGUUUAAGUACCUUUCCUGAUAUUCUUUGUUAUUCACUUUUUAUGGGAAUUAAUCCAGUGAAACACUCAAAAGUUUUUUGUGUAUGUUUUUUUUUUUUUUUAAGUGAUGUUUUUCCAGAUAAACUCUAGGGGUAAACAUUCACAUAGUCACAAAUGUAAUUCUGUAAUUGUGGAAUAGCUGUAUGCUUUGUUUGGUACAUCUUCCAUGGAGAUGUCAGUGAACAUAAUGCUCCAUCUGUGAAUAUUUUAAAUGUUGAAAUAAAAAUAAGAAAUGUGC